GUUUGACUGACAGUUGUUUCAUUUCGUGCAUGGAGGAUGGAGGAUUUAUAUUCCUUCUUUGUGGUAUAAUUUUCUGUUGAUUUUUAAUUUCAUAAAAUCGGGGUGGUGUUUAUUUGCUGGAUUUAAAUUUCGAAAUUUACUUUUAUGAUUUUAAUUUUAUAUCAAGUGUAAAAUAAAACGGAAACGAAAGUGAUACAAUUUGCGACAAAUAAAAACAAUAAUCAUGAGUGAUAAAAAAGAAGAAAAGAAGGAAAUUCGCGUUUGGUGUGAUGGAUGUUAUGACAUGGUCCACUUUGGACAUGCGAAUUCCUUACGGCAGGCCAAAGCUUUGGGUGAUGUGCUUAUUGUAGGAGUGCACACUGAUGAAGAAAUAGCCAAGCACAAAGGCCCACCAGUGUUUACACAAGAAGAGCGAUACAAGAUGGUCAAAGCCAUCAAGUGGGUGGACCAUGUAGUGGAAGGUGCUCCUUAUGUCACCACAUUAGAUACCCUGGAUAAAUACCAGUGUGAUUUCUGUGUACAUGGAGAUGAUAUUACUGUGACAGCAGAUGGAAUUGACACAUACCAUUUAGUUAAGAAAGCAGGUAGAUACAGAGAGGUGUUAAGGACUGCAGGGGUGUCUACAACAGACUUAGUGGGCAGGAUGCUGCUUCUUACCAGAGAACAUUUCAAGAGGGGUGACAGAGAGUAUUCUGUGGCUCUGGAACACUCGUCAAACCUCGGCACAGAUUCAACGGCGCGGUCGCCAUUUACAGGCUGUUCACAAUUCCUCCCCACCACACAGAAAAUCAUACAGUUCAGCAGUGGGCUAUCUCCGAAACCUACAGAUAGAGUUGUCUAUGUGGCGGGUGCCUUCGAUUUAUUCCACGUGGGCCAUCUAGACUUCUUAGAACAAGCGCACGCUCAAGGGGACUUCCUCAUCGUCGGCUUGCACACAGACCUGGAGGUGAACCGAUACAAGGACUCAAACUACCCCAUCAUGAAUCUACACGAACGGGUGCUUUCUGUGCUGGCUUGCAAGUAUGUGCACGAAGUGGUGAUUGGCGCGCCGUACAGUGUGACCGCGGAUUUGAUGGAUCAUUUCCGUGUGUCGGUGGUCUGCCAUGGGAUGACGGCCACCGCGCCGGACGCUGACGGCUCAGACCCGUACGCUGUGCCCAAACAGCGGGGCUGUUUCAAAAUAUUGGAUUCAGGUAAUACAAUGACAACAGACGACAUAGUGCAGCGAAUCAUCCGCCACAGGUUAGAGUUUGAGUUGCGGAACUCGAGAAAGGAGAAGAACGAAAUGGAACUAAUUAAAUCAUUAAAGAAGACCCACGUGAGCAAACAGAACGGUGACUGCGAGCAUAUCAAGAAAAAUGGUGACGUCACAGAUACGAGCUAAAUAGUGUUAUGUAUUACAGUAUAUAUAUAAAACUAACUGCCAGGCUCAGGACUGGUCUCCACUAAUAGAUACAGAGUAAUAAACGGUGCUAGAGCACAGUACGGCUAGCUUCCCGUUUAAAAUGGCCAUGCUCACCUUUUGUAAUCAUAAUAUGCUGAUGCGCUGAGCUAUCGCCGAUUAAUGCGCCAACCCUGACGUCUUAUCUUACUCACACAUGCAUGAACACUAAACAAAUCUUCAUAACAAAAUUGUAUGUCGCGUUCCGAGCUAUGCCAUAUCGACAUAAAUGCAAUUAAGUAAAUUAAAAUGUAUAAAUAAAUCACUUAAAUUUAACACUUAAUGCAUUAGUGCAUCAUUGUCUGCUUGAUCUGUCAAAACGUGAAACAUCAGAAUUAAUGACAAAUUUUCUGUCUAUAGACAAUACCCAGAUUUUGUAAUUUAUAUUAACUGGCAGUUCGAAUAGGGUAUCCUCUAAUUUUGAAUCUUUAAAAUUUGUCUCAUUCAGGGUUUCAUAGCCAAACGUACCUGUACUUCAGCUGUAAUAGAAACUGGUUUAUGUUUAGUAUUUUACACUUAUUUAUUGAACACUUUAUGUUCAGGACCACAUUGUAUCCAAAAAGUAUAUGCAAUUACUUUUUACGAAGAGGUCAUCAAUUCUUAUUGCAUAGAAAAUGUUGAGUAGUUUAUUACAAACCAAAAUGCAAAUAUUUUAUUCACUGGAUACUUGAACGUGUAUAUUGAUAGGAUUACUAAAAUUAUAUUGUUUUAGAAAAUAAUAGGUAUCCUUGUAAAUUGGACAUAUUGUAAACGUUAUAUUCGCUAGAAUCACAUAAUUGUGUUAUGUACAUUUCGAAAAAAUGUGCCUGUGGUUAAGAAUAUUUUUCUAUUAUAAAUCAACACAAUUUGCAAAAUAAUAUACUGUAUGUCCCUGAUGAUGUGACGUUAUCAUCAGGUACAUGUGGUACGUGGUCGGUGUUUGAUAUAGGUACUACAUAAAUCCAGUUAAAAAUCUAUCUAAAAAAUACAUAAUGUAUGAAAUUCUACCUUUUAAAGUUAUAUGUAAGUAAUUAUACAUUGAAUCAUUACAUAGCUAGAUAUAUUGGAUAAUGAAAUUUAAAAAACCAGAAGCACUUAAUUUUUAGAACUCUCCUACAUGAGCUGUAGGGUUACGUCAAAGUAUAUAAUAUUUAGAUAUUAUACUUUGACGUAACUCUACAGCUAUAAGCCAUUAAUAUUUAUCUUACUCCAAUACGAUGUGGGCAUUUACAUUGUGAUAUCGUUUAAUAAAUUUAAUAUAAAACAAUGGAUUAUUUUUAGAUAACUCUGUUUUAGUGUUAAUGCUAAGUUUUGUUCCUUUUGUUUUAAUUUAAUAUUAGAAAAGUCAAAGUGAAUUUUUACACUUUCGAUGCUUUUGCUACUCAGUCGAUUUUGAAUUUUCCAUUCAUUUUUAACAAACUAGAUAGCAGAUAUUUUUUCUGUGUUCUCUUUAUGUUUAUAGAAAAUUUUAUGACGAUUGAUUAGGAGGAGGCAAACAAAUAACAUACUUGUCGUAUAUAAUGUUAGUUCUAAUACAAUGUUUCAUCAAAUAAGGUCUUCAAAUAAGGAAUGUACUGUUUAAUAUUUCAAAAUUAUUAUUUAAUUAUUGUCAACGUAAAAAAAAAUGGUACAUAAUAGGUAGUAAACAUUUGAUUAUUAUUUUUAUCUUAUACGUUUCUCCCAAUAUUUAUUUGUUCCCAGUAUGUGAAUAACAUAGUAUUUUCGUCUUUAAAAAAAUUGAAAAAAUUACAUUAUUAUUCUACCAAAGAUUCAGAUCUCAUACUGCAUAAAGUGUUUGUGUAUGACACAACACAUCAACGAGAUUAAGCUGUAUUUGUUAUUUAUUUUUGCGUUUUAAUAAAAUUAUAUCAGGAAGGCCUUGUGUAUAGUAUAAAGUAAAAAAUAUGAUGUAACAUAUCUAAAUAAAAUUUAAUCUCGUUUAGCUUACUGUCAACACGCAACACGCAAUUUUAUGUAUAAAACUUGCGUGACACAUAAUGUAGAUAUUGUAUAUCAUCGAACCUAGUGAGAACCAGUGAGUUAUAUUAAAGUUAAUAUAAUAUAAAAGGCUUCAAUGCUUUAACAAUAGGAAACUUAUCCUAUGUCGACGACUUAGGAUACGUUUCCUAUUGUUAUUAACAACCAGAUAUUUAUGUCGAUUGCUUUAGUAACAUUUUCACAACCAUUUAAAAAAAUAUUUUUCGACAUUAAAAACAAGUAUAAUAUCAAUAAAUGAAUUAUGUUGGAUCGUAAAGCAUUUCAUUAAAAUUAUAUAAAUUGUUUAAUCAUAUUUCAUUGUAAUCUUUUCGUAACGGAAUAUUCUUCUGUUUGAUAGAUUUAUAUGUUUGUUUAUGUGUAAAAAUAAAAAUAUAUAUCCCUAGAUUUAUUUGUCAUAUGCAUAACAGAUAAAUUAUUUAUUAAACUAGUUAUAGCUAUUAAUUAAAAAUAAAUUAAAUGUCUGGAAAUUUUA
Plodia interpunctella (Indianmeal moth) is the source of this 3890-nucleotide messenger RNA. It is a transcript of the gene Pect, whose product is annotated as Phosphoethanolamine cytidylyltransferase. The coding region runs from base 224 to 1384 and encodes 386 amino acids. Gene Ontology annotation, biological process: phosphatidylethanolamine biosynthetic process. The transcript has 8 exons. Gene Ontology annotation, cellular component: cytoplasm. Gene Ontology annotation, molecular function: ethanolamine-phosphate cytidylyltransferase activity. Lineage: Eukaryota; Metazoa; Arthropoda; Insecta; Lepidoptera; Pyralidae. The record is from RefSeq and is a predicted model, not a curated record.